This is a messenger RNA of Aspergillus melleus, 1122 nucleotides long. RefSeq names its product WD-repeat containing protein SWD2. Gene Ontology annotation, cellular component: Set1C/COMPASS complex. Gene Ontology annotation, molecular function: chromatin binding; protein binding. Bases 1 to 1122 code for a protein of 373 amino acids. The transcript has 3 exons. The record is from RefSeq and is a predicted model, not a curated record. NCBI's taxonomy places the organism in Eukaryota, Fungi, Ascomycota, Eurotiomycetes, Eurotiales, Aspergillaceae.
AUGGCGGACAGCCAGCCAGGUCAGGCAGCGCCGCAGGCGUCUCAGCAGCCUCAGGCUUCCCAGCAGCUACAGACACAGAAAGUGUCGGACAUUAUUCGUAGCUUUCGUCCCACCAGGGCGUUCAAUCGACAGAAACCAGAAAGCUCCAAAUAUGUAACCUCUCUUGAUUUCGACGACCAGGGCGAACACCUGGUGGCAUCUGGAGAUGACGAAACCAUCCAAAUCUUCGACAUCAAAGAAGGCAAAAUGACCAAGUCGGUGCCCAGCAAGAAAUACGGUGCCCACCUGGCCAGGUUCACACACCAUGCGCGUCAGGUUCUUCAUGCUAGCACAAAAGUCGACGACUCCCUGAGAUUGCUCGAUCUCCACAAUGAGGGAUAUGUUCGCUACUUUUCCGGUCAUACCGAUAAGGUGACCUCUCUGGCCGUCUCUCCUGGCAGCGACUCCUUCAUCUCUUGCUCCAAAGACGACACCAUUGCGGUCUGGGACCUGGGCUCGAGAAACAUGCAGGGAAAGCUGAAGCUUGCUACCCCCUAUCUUGUGGCGUUUGACCCUUCUGCCUCGGUCAUUGCCAUUGCUACCCAGUCCACGUCGUCCAUCCUCCUCUACGACUUCCGCAAUUAUGACAAAGCUCCGUUCUCGACUUUCGAUAUGGCACCUUACGAAGAGAAAUACACCCCGUCCACUCGUGGCAGGGCUUGGACUCGUCUUGAAUUCUCUAAUGAUGGCAAGCACCUGCUUGUUGGAACCGAUUACCAUGGCCACUUCGUUCUCGAUGCCUUCGAGGGCACCGUCAAGGCCUUCUUGGUUGGCAAGAACGGCUCGCCUGGUAGAGCAGCCCCGGUUUCGACUACAGGCAAGCCUCUCGGACAGGGCGACGCUUGCUUUUCUCCGGACGGUCGUUUUGUGUUCGGAGGCUCGGGCGACCAGCACGACGUUCUCGUGUGGGACACGCAGCAGGCUCCCGAUGCCAACGGCCUGUUACAGCCAACAUGCCGGUUGCCCAAUCGCGGCCGGACCGCUGUGAUUGAGUACAACCCCAGGUAUAAUUUCUUCGCUUCGGCUGAUAAAGAAUUGGCCUUUUGGCUUCCGGACAACAGCUACCAGCCCUCCGAGAAGUAA